This is a messenger RNA of Myxocyprinus asiaticus (Chinese sucker), 4527 nucleotides long. Its product is annotated as carboxy-terminal kinesin 2-like. Gene Ontology annotation, biological process: microtubule-based movement. The record is from RefSeq and is a predicted model, not a curated record. The coding region runs from base 1375 to 3249 and encodes 624 amino acids. The transcript has 16 exons. Gene Ontology annotation, molecular function: microtubule binding; ATP binding; microtubule motor activity. NCBI's taxonomy places the organism in Eukaryota, Metazoa, Chordata, Actinopteri, Cypriniformes, Catostomidae.
CGACGCCAGUGCGAGAAAGACGCAGUUUCAUGCAGACUUCCGGCUGGCGAGAACAGGGGAGAAGCGCGCGCGCGAGUUGCUCAAAUUACGAGAAAUAAUUAACAAUUGACUCAUAACUCAAGUUAAUUACCGGUGCUGACGAUUCCCUUUCAACCCCCAGGGCUCCUCCGAGCCGGGACAGUUCGGAAACUUCGUCAAAAUCCGCCCGAAUCCCUUGGAUUCACCGAUUUUUUUUCACCUCAAUUUUUUUUUCCACUUUUUUUUUUCUCUCGAAGAGCUGUCCGACUUCUCUCGACUACACUUCCGGUGAAUGAGGUCAAAAUGAUUAAAAGCACGCCGCCAAAAUGACUUCCGCCAUGUGAGGUCGUUUGUAAUAUUUCAAUCAUCAAAACUUUUAUGGAUUUGGAUGUUUGUAGCUUGUAAUUUGACAUUUAUAACAUCAUAAUCUAUGUGCACAGUGUGUAUUUAGUGUCGAAAUUAAAAUUAAUGUGAAAUAAAUGGAAUUUACCAACACGUUCUAAGCUCUUCAUAAUUUUUUUUAAUGUACAUAUCUCAAAUUUUAUGGAAAAUAUGAAUAUGAAAAAUAUUUAUUUUAAUAUUUGUCCUGUGCAUGGUGCAUUAGCGUGACAGGAAUGGUCAAAUAAUCCACUCCAAUAAAGAAAGACAAACUAUGCAACGAAAAAAAAACAAUCAAAUUACGUGUCUAUGCUCCUCUAUAUUUUAUAUAUUGUAUAUUUAUUUACCUAUAAAGAUCUGAAAUUCACGUGUAUGAAAGUCUGACCAAGAGUCGGCUCUCACGAGACACGGGCGGUGGGCGGGGCCAAUGGCUGUUUCUCCGCCCAUUUAGGCGGGAUUAUCAAUUCUGUGUUUUGAUUGGUUCAUAUCCGGCCAAUGAGAGGUUAGCGGGAAUAGCGACUAAACAGUUUUCAAUUUGAAAUCCAAACGGCUACGAGAGAUCAUUGCGCGGGGGAGUGUUCAUUUGCUGUCGUAUUUCUCAUUUCCGUAUUUAAAGGUUAGUUUUCCCCUAUUUUCCUCUUUACAUCAACAAUGAGGUUGUUAAUGUAAGUAUUUGCUGCGUAUGUUAAUCACAUUGGUAUCAAGAUAAAGUGUAUUGUGCAGAUUUCCACGCGACUGACGUCAGCUACGAUUGAACACAUGAAUGUUUUUACAUUGCGACUGUUUUGUUUUUGUAUAUAAUUAAUAAAUCUGUUUAUCAGCAACUUGGAAAUAGUUGAUUUGGUUCCGCUCUCAAUAGGCAAAUUUAUCUGGCUAGCUAACGUUCAUUAAUCUUUUAAUAUGUGUUGUGUUAUUAUGUCAAUGUGACCAUGUUUUGUUUGUGUUGGGCUUGACCUCCAGAAAAAUUGUAUAGGAUCCAUGAACAAAGAGAAUACAUCAUCUCGCCUCCCAGUUAUGUCUGGGAAACGGGCACUCACCUCUAGCACAGAUGGGGAGCAACAACAGCCUGCACAGAAGAAGAUGCGCAAGGUGGAUGCAGAGCCGCCAAGGUUUAAACCCGCUGCCAGCGUUGCGCCCCCAAGGCGACCAGUUGCAAUCAAAGCUCCUGUCAAACCUCUUCGUCCAACUGGAGCUGCAACAGUCGCAUUUGCCCCCUCAAGAGGUAUUUCAAAAGGUGACCAUAAAAGACCGAUUGCAGCGAUUGCUAAAGCAACUGCAGGUUCAGGUGUGUCCCGAAGGCCAGGAUGGGACCUGAAGGGUAAAGUCAGUGACAUGGAGGCCAAAGUCCAAACUUACCAGAGCAAAGUAAAAUCUGUAAAUCAGGAAAACGACAGUCUAAAAGACUCCAUUUCCAAAGCCCAAAAGCGAGAAUUUGAAAUAAGAGAGGAAUGUAAUCGCAUCAAAAAGCGUCUCGGGGACUGUGAAGAGGAGCUGGUAAAGCUGGCUACUGUGAGAGAUGACCUGGAGCAAACUUCUAAAGAGAGGGAUGGUCUUAAGAAAGACCUCAAUAAGCUAACUGAGGAACACAAGGUUUUGGAAGGUCUCAGGGAUCAUUUGGAGUCUGAGCUCCGCAAUGUACAGACUCAGCUCUCCAUUCAGACAUCUGCCUUGGGUCGGUGUCAAGACAGUCUGAAAGAGUGUCAGGAAAUGGUCAGGAACCUUGAGGAGACAGUGGUCCGUCAACGGGAAGAGCUCCACUUUGGAGAAAUGGAGCGAAGGAAACUGCACAACACCAUUCAGGAGCUCAAAGGCAACAUCAGAGUCUUUUGUAGAGUCCGCCCACUGCUGACCGGCAAUCAGUCUGAUAUUCUGCAUAUCCAGUUGCCUGCCCAUGACAACAAGGCUCUCACGCUGGCCAAAGUGGAAGAGUCGCACACAGGGCGCACAGCCGACACACAGAAAAGCUAUAACUUCAGCUUUGACCGCGUGUUUGGGCCACGGGCCACUCAGAACGAGGUUUUUGAAGAGAUUUCCCUGCUAGUCCAGUCAGCUCUGGAUGGCUACAACGUUUGUUGCUUUGCAUAUGGUCAAACGGGCAGCGGUAAGACCUUCACCAUGGAAGGGGGCGAAAUGGAGGACAUGUGGGGCGUCAUCCCACGCGCUGUCCAGCAAAUCUUUAAGUCUGCCAAAGCACUCUGUGAGCAAGGGUGGGAGUACACCUUCACUGCCAGCUUCGUGGAGAUCUACAACGAGACCCUUCAAGAUCUUCUGUAUACGGGAAAACCAAACAAGAGACUUGAGCAUGAGAUCAGGAAGGUCUCCAACACCGAGAUCACAGUCACCAACCUGACCUACCAAAAAGUCAACAAUGAGGAUGAGGUACACAAUUUGAUCAUGUUGGCAAACCAAAACCGGUCCACUGCCCGCACCUGCAUGAACGAUCACUCCUCGCGUUCUCACUCUGUGUUCCAGCUAGACAUAGAAGGAGAGAACUCUGAUAGAGACACCAAAUGCAAGUCUAUAUUGUGUCUAGUGGACUUGGCUGGCAGUGAAAGAGUGCAAAAGAGUCAGUCACAAGGAGAACGCUUCAAGGAAAUGACUGCCAUCAAUUCUUCCCUCACCAACCUGGGAAUUGUGAUCGCUGCUUUGGCCAACAAGGACAGCUUUGUUCCCUACCGUAACUCCAAGCUCACCUACCUCCUCCAGAACUGCCUUGGAGGCAACAGCAAAACUUUGAUGUUUGUCAAUAUUUCCCCUGAGGAAGAAAGCUUCAGUGAGUCCCUGAAUUCUCUUCGCUUUGCCAGCAAGGUGAACGACUGUGUCAUUGGAACAGCCUCUGCUAAUCGGAAGUAGCUUAGCCAUCAUUUUCCAUAUUCCCCUGUUGUGAUUUUUAAGUGUGUGGUUUAUUUUUUUUUUUUUGUUUUUUUUAAAUCUAUUCCUCUCAUUUAUUCCAUAUUUAAGGACAUCCACCUAUCUGUCUUUCAGUGUAUUUUUACAUUUCUGUGAUAUAUUUUAAUGUAUAGUCUGGUUUGGUAUCUUUUUAGAUUUCUGAUUGGCAGACAAUUUAUCAAUGUUUAUCGGCCAUCAAAUGCAUAUUGUACUUAAACUUGUAAGAACUUAAUAAAUUUUCCAUUUCGCCGUGUAAUGCAGCGGUGAGCAUGAUUAUGAUGCCAAGUGGACAAAGUUUCAAUAUUGUUUGCUUAGCCAUGGAUGUUAUCAAAAUGUGUAAAAUAUAUAUAUAUUAUACUUUUUUUUUUUUUACGUUCGUAAAAUUAAUUUAGGCUGUAAAUGUUUUGGCUACGGAAAUGCAAAUGAUAAAUGUUUUUCUAUUACAAAAAUUGACAAUGGAAACCAUAGUUUGUCAAAAUACAAAAUGUACUGUAAAACAGGUACUUUGGUAUUAGCCACCAUUAUCAAAAGGAAUAAAAUGACAGAAUAUGCUUGGGGGGGCCUUGGACUCUUAGGUUUUUGUUUAGUUUUAUUUUUCAUUAUUUCUGUUGACAAAACAGGUAAGAGUGAAUUAUUUAUUUUUUUUAAAAAAAAAUUUUUUAAUGCUGUAUUUGGUCACUUCCGUUCUUUUUUUUUAAAGGAAUAUUCUGGAUUCAGUGUAAGUUCAGUUAAAUCGACAGCAUUUGUGGCAUAAUGUUGAUAACCACACAUACAUUUUGACUUGUCCCUUUUCUUGGGGGAAAAAAGCAAAAACACGUGUUACAGUGAGGCGCUUACAAUGGAAGUGAAUGGGGCCCGUUUCUGGAGGGUUUAAAGGCAAAAAUGUGAAAAUUAUGAUUCUAUAAUAGCACUUAUUAAUUCUUCAUUUAAAACUUGUGUAUUAUUUGAGCUGUAAAGUUUUUUUUUAAUUGUCACUUAUGGUCAUUUUAGGGUUUAUGGCAUUCUGUCAUCAAGGCAAUGAAGUUGUAAAUUGGAUAAUUUGACAGAAAAUUUGACACAAAUCAUGUUAACAUGCUUAUUGUUAACAUCUUAUGGCUUUGCUUUUGAAAAAAAGUGAGUAUUUUAAUGUUUAUGGGUUGGCCCCAUUUACUGUCAUUGUAAGUGCCUCACUGUAAACCAGAUUUGAGCGCUUUUUUGCUGUUAACUCUUGUGCUUCAAUAAAAAAAAAGUUACUCUGAGGUU